This is a messenger RNA of Oncorhynchus kisutch (coho salmon), 2752 nucleotides long. Its product is annotated as fibroblast growth factor 18-like. Lineage: Eukaryota; Metazoa; Chordata; Actinopteri; Salmoniformes; Salmonidae. Bases 1 to 645 code for a protein of 214 amino acids. The transcript has 5 exons. Gene Ontology annotation, molecular function: growth factor activity. The record is from RefSeq and is a predicted model, not a curated record.
AUGGGGUCCCCUAAUGAGCACAAGGCCAGGGGAUCUGUCCAGGCUUUACUGGUGGUCUGCAGCCCCCUGCAGGUCUUAGCGCAUGACCAUGUUAAUUUCAGCGUAUACGUGGAGAAUCAGACACGGGGUCGAGACGCCAUGAGUCGCCGGCAGCACAGAGUGUACCAGCUGUACAGCAGGACAAGUGGCAAACACGUGCAGGUGAUGGGGAGGAGAAUCAGUGCCAAGGGAGACGAUGGGGAUAAAUAUGCCCAGCUUGUUGUGGAGGCUGAUACUUUUGGAAGUCAGGUGAGAAUCCGUGGUAAAGAGACCAACUUCUACCUGUGCAUGAACCAUCGAGGCAAGCUUGUGGGGAAGAAGGCUAGUAAUCGCAGUGCAGACUGUGUCUUCGUUGAGAUGGUGUUGGAGAACCACUAUACAGCUCUGAUGUCAGCACGCUAUACGGGCUGGUACGUGGGCUUCACCAAGAGGGGGCGCCCCAGGAGAGGCCCUCAGACACUGCCCAACCAGCAGGACGUUCACUUCAUGAAGCGCCUGCCCCCCGGGGAGCAGCCCGACCUGCAGCCCUUCCGCUUCACCACGGUCAGCAAGAGAAGCAAGAAAGUGAGAGGGACCCGACCCACAGCCACUACAGCACCUACAUAGUCAAUGCCACACAACAUACCCAAAUGACUCGACAACUGUCCUCCCCUGUGUGAAUUGAAUGUAAGGAGUUUGCUGGGCUGAACCCAGGUAAAGACCUAACUAAGUGGUGCAUGGUACAAUAUGUGCAUCUAAAGACUUGGGAGCUAAACAAUCUGACCACAUCAGGGAAGAUGUUGUCCUUGCCCUUUUCCUCCCCAUUCCAGAGACAGUGUUGUCUCAAAGACUGUUGAAUUACAAUGUACAGUGCCAACCAUUCUAGUUAGGCCACAGAAGACAGCUAUACUCAGUGUUUGUUUCCAGAGGCACUAAAGUUGAGCUACCAAAGACGACUGAACCAUAGCGUUCAAUACCGAAUAUCCGUGUUUUCAACAUCCCAAAGACAACUGGUCAACUGUUCAGUACCAAACACCCGAACCACCAAAGGCGACUGUAGCUAGUACCCAACACAGAGGGACAGUCAAGGUUUCUCAAUGCAUUAUUUGUAUGUUUUGUCUUCAUAUGACUUAGGAGCUACUGUUCCUGCCUUUUCACUCAAUACAGAAAGCUGCUGUAACAUAGUAAGUACACUAUCUUCAGUCUUGUCUCGUAUGGAAAUAUUUAAGGAGAAUUGUUGAAACUAUAUGCAUUUUAUUACCAUUGUUAUUAUUACAAUUAUUUAUUUAACUUGAUGGUAUGAUAGCUGUUUUAGACCAAUGGUAUUGCCAAAUAGAAUACAAACAUAUGGUACUAAAUGUUACCGGUUUGCGAUAGUGUGAUACUCAUUAUCAAUAUGCUAAUCCACAAUUGUUUUUCUCUAAAAGAAAUGUAAAUACUCCGUGUUUGUGGACCAUACAGGAAAAGACUCGUAACCUAACCUUGACAUUGUAGGCACCAGACUCUGGGUCAUUGAGGUUCCAUAAAAAAAAAGUACAAGUGUCACUGGAAAUGGGAGCAUCUGCACAGCACACAGAAUAUGUGCCAAACCACAGUCCACUGAUUUAUCCCUUGGAAAACAAGCUGAGCCUAUAGUGACCUUCUCGAUGGAAUGCAGCUGCCAAUACAUAGAAUCAAUUCUGAUCAGGUUAAUACACGAGUUGAAAACUGAAUGGGAAAAUGAGCUAAAAAACAUGCAGGGAAUACCUACACGAACAUAUCUGAAUGUAUCUAGUGAGGAGUACAGCCCUUUCAUAACUGGAUCAAGGCCUCAACAGCCACACUCAUAACCAUGUCAUUUCCUGCAGCUGGGAUGUCUUUCCCAGGCAGGCAGCCUGCACAGCUCAGACAUGUGGGCACUAGUACGGAGGAGGGCGGGGCAGGAGGUAGUUUCUCACUGCCCAACACCAUGAAACAUUUUCUUGAGAGAAUGUGUGAGGCAGAGAAUGGGCUGGACGUGUGUGUGGAGGAAUGUGGGUUCCAGUGCAUUACUGCAUUCCUGAUCACCCUUUCUGGGUACCAGCAUUCCGUCUGCAGACUAACUUUGAUCCUCCCCUCGAUACACUACACACACACACACACUUUCCAAACACCAAUUCAGAGUUAAUAAUAUAUCCUAAAUUCUCUAGUUUCUUGCCAAUUUCCAGAGCCACACUCAUUAAACCAAAAAAUGUGAAACACACAACACAUCCUGCUGGUCAUUUUCAGACCAGGCCUCCCUCUCUAUAUCAAGAUUAAAUUUAAUAGACGAGCAAUGGGAGGUUCACUUCAAAUGAGUGGUGGUUUGGUCUGUACAUACAGUACCGAUGGCAUAGAUGCAUGAUACUGAACAAGUACAUUACUCACACUCUGGUUUACACUCCUUCACAUUCAAGUACUUUAUUCUUAUUAAUGUUUUGUUUUUUUCCUUUAAAAAAAUCUUUUCAUAAUAUACAACACCAUUUUAGACAAGACAAUUCUGUUUACAACUAAUUUCAGCUCAGUAAGGGGUCAUUCAGAACCUAGACAGGCAGCAAGAGGGGGACAGAACAGGACAGAGGGAGAGUAAGUAAAAGACGAACGCAGGGUAGAGAACUAAGGAUGAGAGGGGGUGAAUUUGAGAGGGGUUUGGAGAGAAGAAAAAUUCUUAGUACACUAACAAACUAAAUGAAUUGGGUCAAAAAUAAUACAAAAUAUAUAGAAAAACAUAAAUAGG